AUGACUUCUAUGGAUAUUGAGAUGUUUACAUUAGAACAUCGAAAUGAUGAAAUAUCUUCUGAUAUCAAUUCAAGAAGAACUUCUAACCCAAUUCAGAAUCAACAGUCUGUCGAAACUAUUGUCGAAGAUCUUAACGAGACCGUUACAGUUCCAUCGAAUGAAUCGGAGCACUUUCUGCAUAAGCCGAAUUCAAAGAAAAUGGUCUUCAUGUUUGUUUUGUUCACAUGUAUAUCGAUGAUAAUUGGCAUUCUUAUAGUUAAUUUUUCAUCGCCAAAACCAUUAGGUAAAACAUGUGCAUUUAUUUUGAAAUCGGAAGCGCCAAGUUUAAUUGUUAGUGAUUCUCACCCGCAUUCUAUUGCUGUUGCUGAUUUUAAUAAUGAUCAUCUUCCUGAUAUUGUUGUUCCUAAUUCUGGCACAAGUACUUUGGGAAUAUUUCUUCGACAAGACAAUACUACAUUUAGAGAUCAAAUCACAUAUUCAACUGGUUCCAAUUCACUUCCAUAUGCUGUCUGUGUUGGUGAUUUCAAUUAUGAUCAACAAAUAGAUAUAGCUGUAGCUAAUUAUGGUGCCAAUAAUAUCGGUAUUUUUCUUGCAAAAGGUAAUGGUACUUUUAUGACACAAAUUACUUUUUCUACUGGCUCAUCUCGACCAUUAUGGAUUGCUGUUGGUGAUAUGAACAAUGACAAACAACUUGAUAUAGUCAUUGCAAAUUAUGGUACUAAUGAUAUAGGCAUUCUUUUUGGAGAUGGUACUGGAAAUUUUGGAAAACAAAACACAUUUUCAACUGGUUAUGAUUCUGUUCCAUAUUCACUUGUCGUUUCUGAUCUUAACAAUGAUGGCAACCUUGAUAUUAUUGUUGCAAAUCAUGGCACUGACAAUGUUGGUAUAUUUGUUGGACAGGGAAAUGGUACAUUCGAAGCGCAAGUCAUAAUUAGUACUGGAUAUAAAUCUCAACCUUAUUCAGUUGCUGUUGAUGAUUUAAAUAAUGAUACUUAUAUGGAUAUCGUAGUUGCUUGUUCUGGUUUCAAUACAAUUGGUGUCCUUUUAGGCUUUGGAAAUGGAAGUUUCACAAUACCAUACAAAUAUUCCACUAAUAAUAAUUCAUUGCCAUUGUCACUAGUAAUUGGUGAUUUUGAUAAUGAUACUCAACUUGAUAUUGCUGUAGCAAACUAUGACAAUAAAAGUGUGGGUAUAUUUUUUGGAUAUGGAAAUGGAUAUUUUACAGAUCAAAUGACAUUCUUCAGUGUUACUUACAAUUUUAAUCCAUAUUCUAUUGCUGCUGGUGAUUUCAAUGGUGACAAUCGAUUAGAUAUUGCUGUCGUUAAUUACGAUUACAACUAUGUUGAUAUUGUUCUUACAUAUCGAAAUUAUACUUUCUUAAAUCAAAAUACCUAUUCAACAGGCAAUCAAAGUGGUCCGAAUUCAGUCGCUUUUGCUGACUUUAAUAAUGAUAAGCAACUGGAUAUUGUCGUCGCCAAUUCUGGAACAAAUAAUAUUGGUAUAUUUCUGGGUUAUGGUAAUGGUACUUUCUCAAGUCAAACAACCUAUUCAACUGGAGAUAAUUCUCAACCAUUUUCAGUCACUAUUGGUGAUUUUAAUAAUGAUCAGCAACUAGAUAUUGUCGUUGCCAAUUCUGGAACAAAUAAUAUUGGUAUAUUUUUUGGUUAUUUUAAUGGUACUUUCUCAAGUCAAACUACCUAUUCGACUGGCAAUGGGUCUAUGCCGUAUGAUGUUGCUACUGGUGAUUUUAAUAAUGAUGGACAACUGGACAUUGCCGUUGCCAACUAUUAUGGUUGCAAUAUAGGUAUAUUUCUGGGAUAUAGUAAUGGUACUUUUUCCAGCCAACAGACCUAUCCCACUGGGAACUCAUCUGGACCUCAAUCUAUUGCUAUUGGUGAUUUUAACAAUGACAGUCGAUUAGAUAUAGCUGUCACUAAUUAUAAGGGUUACAAUGUGGGAGUCUUUCUUGGAUAUGGCAAUGGUGCUUUUGCAGAUCAAAUCUCCUAUUUCGUUCCACUUGGCACUACUCCAUCUGAUAUUGCUAUCGGUGAUGUGAAUAAUGAUAAUCAUCGAGAUAUAAUCAUUACUGUCGAUUACAGUUAUAAUAUUCUUAUUUUCUUGGGAUACGGUAAUGGAACAUUUGUCCAAGGAAAUACAUAUUCUACUGGUAGUGGUUCUCACCCAUUUUCAAUUACUGUUGGUGACUUGAACAACGACAAUCAACUAGACAUCGUCGUAUCUAAUUGUGUCACUAACAAUGUCGUAGUAUUUAUUGGAGAAGGUGAUGGAACGUUUUCUAAUCAAAGAACUUAUUCAACUGGUAACAAUUCUUGUCCAACUUGGGUCGUUCUUAGUGACAUCAAUAAUGAUAACAUUCUUGAUAUUGUCGUUGCCGAUAAGGGUACGAAUAUGAUAGGUAUUUUUCUUGGAUCUACUUAUAUGAAUGGUAUACUUGAAGAUACAUAUUCAACUGGAUCUUCUCCACAUCCACAUGGUUUAGCUCUUGGUGAUUUCAAUCAUGAUGGUCAAUUAGAUAUUGCCAUAGCAAAUUAUGGUUUAAAUAAUGUAGGAGUACUUUUAGGACAUACAAAUGGAACUUUUCCGUUGCAAACAGUAUUUUCUACCGGUGACUUAUCUUUUCCAACUUCAGUUGCUGUUGUUGAUCUAAAUAAUGAUAAUGAACUAGAUAUUAUUGUAGCUAAUUCUGCAACUGAAAAUGUCGGCAUUCUUUAUGGAUAUGGAAAUGGUAGUUUCACAAAUUUAAAUAUGUAUUCAACUGGAGUUGGUUCUAUUCCUCAAGCAGUAACCAUUGGUGAUUUCAACAAUGAUAAGAAACUUGAUAUUGCUAUUGUUGACUCUGGCACUAAUAGAGUAUUAACACUUCUCAAAUACGAUACUGGUAGUUUUCGAUUUCAAUCAACAUUUUCCACAGGUACGGAUUCUGCUCCGAGCGCAGUAGCUGUUGCUGAUUUAAACAACGAUGGUUGGUUAGAUUUCGUGUCAGCCAAUUCAGAUAAUGUGGGUAUUUUUCUGGGACUAAGCAAUGAUAUCUUUUCUAAUCAAACAACAUACUCGACUGGGAUUAAAUCGUUGACAAUUGCAGUUACUAUUGCCGAUUUGAACAACGACAGUUAUUUGGAUAUAGUUGUCUCCAAUCUACAUACUGACAAUGUGGGUAUUUUUCUUGGAUAUGGUAAUGGUACAUUCACAAAUCAAACGACCUUUGAUACUGGGUAUCAUUCCGGUCCAAUCGCAGUCGUCGUUGCAGAUUUUAACAAUGAUAGCCGAUUAGAUAUUGCCGUCGCUCUUCAAUUCUCUGGUGGAAUGGGUGUUUUUUUAGGACACGGCAAUGGUACUUUUUCUUCUGUUGUCAUCUACUUAAUUGACAGUAAUGCUGGUUCAUCAUCAAUCGCUACUGGUGACUUGAACAACGACAAUCGAUUAGAUAUUGUCGUGUCCAAUUAUCUUCGUGGCAGUAUAAGUAUUUCUUAUGGAGAUGGUGAUGGUAAUUUUUUCAACCUGACUAGUUAUACAACUGGCAGUGGUUCAGGACCAUCAAUGAUCGUCGUCAGAGAUUUGAAUAACGAUGCUAUAUUAGAUAUUGCAGUUGCCAAUUUCGGUACAGACAAUAUCGGCGUGUUUUUUGGAAAUAUGAACCAUAGUUUCCAUGAUCAAAUCACUUUUUCAACUGGUCAUGGCUCUGCUCCAAAUGCAUUAGUCGUUGAGGAUUUUAAUGAUGACAACCAACUGGAUAUCGCCUUUGUCAAUUUCGGUACUAAUUAUUUAGGUGUUCUUCUUGGAUGCAUUAAUGGUACGUUUUUUGAUCCAUUGACCUAUUCAACUGGUGAGAAUUCUCAGCCAAUUUUUCUCGCUGUUGGUGAUUUUAACAAUGACAAACGUCUCGAUAUUGUCGUCUCCAAUUUUGGUACGGAUAAUAUAGGUAUGUUUUUUGGAUAUGUUAAUGAAGGUUUUCUAAAUGCACCAGCUUAUUCGACUGGAUCUUAUUCUCAAGUAACUUCCAUAGCUGUUGGAGAUUUCAACAACGACACUCGAUUAGAUGUUAUCAUCACCAAUAAUGCUACAAGCAAUGUUAAAGUUAUAUUUGGAUCAGGCUAUGGUACUUUUCUCUAUGAUAUAACAUAUUCAACUGGUAAUGAUUCUCAACCAUGUUCAGUUAGUGUUGCUGAUUUAAAUAAUGAUAAUCGAUUAGAUUUUGUCAUUGCAAAUUCUGGUAUUAAUACCAUUAGUAUUUUUCUUAGCAAUGGUACUGGUACAUUUUCAAAUCAAAUUACCUAUUCUACUGGUGUUGAUUCUCAACCAUAUUCAGUUGUUAUUCUUGAUUUUAAUAACGAUACUCGAUUAGAUAUUGCUGUUGCUAGUUAUGGGACUAGUUAUAUCGGUGUAUAUUUUGGUUAUGGUAAUGGGAGUUUCAUGAAUCAACAAAUCUUCUCUAGCGGCUUUAAUUCACAUCCAUUUGCACUUGCUGUUGGUGAUAUAGACAAUAAUAAUUUAACUGAUAUUAUUGCAACUAAUAAUGGAUAUGGUAAUACCGAUAUUCUUAUGAAAACUUGCUAA
Messenger RNA from Adineta steineri, 4575 nucleotides. The record is from the annotation of a GenBank genome assembly. NCBI's taxonomy places the organism in Eukaryota, Metazoa, Rotifera, Eurotatoria, Adinetida, Adinetidae.